Molecule: messenger RNA, 300 nt
Organism: Lactuca virosa
Lineage: Eukaryota; Viridiplantae; Streptophyta; Magnoliopsida; Asterales; Asteraceae
Source: the annotation of a GenBank genome assembly
AUGACGAAGUCCCUUAUUCGCUACACAUUUCUUAUGUUUCUCAUCAUCGUAGGUAUGGAAUCUCUCACGGCCCAAAUUUGUGGUGACGUCCAUUUUUUAGCGCCAUGUGAAAAAUAUACAUGUAUCCAUGUAUGUGAAAGAGUACAUGGAUAUAAUUCUCAUGGAAUAUGCAGAAAUGCAGUUACGUGUAAAUGUUUUUAUGACUGUUAUCCGAAGGAUGAGAAUAAUAGCAGCCGCAGAGACUCUCGUCUACUUUCUCACCCUAAUGGUGCCCCUCGCAAUUCUCCUACUAUUAAUUAA